GGUCACGCACGAACGAGUCUGAUAAUUAUUCCGAACAGGGUGAACGUGCGUCUUCUCCGGUCAAUGUCACUUAUUAUUUGGUGAAGUGGCGUUCACUCGCUUACGAAGAUGCUACUUGGGAGUUGGCACAGGAUGUUGAUCCUGCCAAAGUAAAGGAGUUCCUAAAAUGGCAGAACCCUCCGAAGCUCACUCCGGUGCCUCGUGAUAGUAAUUAUAAGAUCAUUCGACCCGAUCCUUCCACGUGGAUACCCAUCGAAUCAGAUCAAGUGUACAAAAACAGUAACAAACUCAGGGAUUACCAGUUGGAAGGUGUAAAUUGGCUCACCUAUUGCUGGUUUCAUCACCGUAAUUGUAUCUUGGCUGAUGAAAUGGGCCUAGGGAAAACCGUCCAAUCGGUCACUUUUCUGUUGGAAUUGGCCAAAGCUGGAAUUCAUGGUCCGUUUCUAGUGAUCGUACCGUUAUCCACUGUGACUAAUUGGCAGCGGGAAUUCGAGAACUGGUCCGAUUUCAAUGUUGUCAUCUAUCACGGAAGUAGUACCAGUCGUAACAUGAUUCAGGAAUAUGAAAUCUUCUAUAAACGCCGCCCAUCAGAUUCAGCGGUCCGACAUGAUGUUUACAAGUUCAACGCACUUGUCACUACGUUCGAAGUUCUCAUGACUGAUAUUGAGUUUUUCGGGAAGAUCCACUGGGCAGCAGCUGUGAUCGAUGAGGCUCAUCGACUGAAGAACAAGAAGUGCAAACUGGGCGAAGGUCUUCGUUAUUUGGAUCUUGUAAGUAGUCGAACUGCGAAUGACUUGUGUCUUGCCGGAUCGCUUUGUUAA
This is a messenger RNA of Echinostoma caproni, 821 nucleotides long. The record is from the annotation of a GenBank genome assembly. Lineage: Eukaryota; Metazoa; Platyhelminthes; Trematoda; Plagiorchiida; Echinostomatidae.